GUUUUGGUGGUGCCGCAUUUUAGUUUCCGAAUUAAAUAUCUAAAUAUUCUAUUUAAUAAGUUUUAUAUAUAAAUCUCGACAAUGGCUAUGACAUCAUCGCAAGUUAAACGAGAGCAACAAAAUAAUUUAGCAGCUGGAACAGGAUGGCCCAGACGAAACAGUCAGACCACUACAAAUACUCCGGCACAAACGAAUACAUUCUCACCCGCUACAAUAAAUAGAAUAAUAAAUUUAUAUCCUUUAACAAAUUACAUAUUCGGUACGAAAGAGCCACUCUUUGAAAAAGAUCCUAGCGUUCCAGCAAGAUUUCAAAGAAUGCGAGAUGAAUUUGAAAGAAUAGGAAUGCGACGCAGCGUUGAAGGUGUUCUUCUUGUACACGAACAUGGACUGCCACAUGUGCUUCUUUUACAACUUGGAACUACAUUUUUUAAGCUUCCGGGCGGAGAAUUAAAUCCAGGAGAAGAUGAAGUAGAAGGGCUGAAAAGACUUCUCACAGAGACGUUAGGUCGUUUAGAUGGAGUUAAACAAGAAUGGGUAGUAGAAGAUAUAAUUGGAAAUUGGUGGAGGCCAAAUUUUGAGCCACCACAAUACCCAUACAUUGCUUCACACAUAACGAAACCAAAGGAACACAAACGUUUGUUUUUGGUCCAAUUGCAAGAAAAAGCAUUGUUUGCUGUCCCUAAGAAUUACAAGCUAGUAGCUGCUCCACUUUUCGAAUUAUUUGACAAUUCCCAAGGAUAUGGACCUAUAAUUUCUUCUUUACCGCAAGCUUUGUGUAGAUUUCAGUUUAUUUAUAUGUGACCUGUGAAAUUAAGAAUGAAUGUAAAAUUAUGACCUAUUUAAUAAGUAAGGAUAAUUGUUGUCAGGACUUGUUUUGAAUCUAGUGAAUGGGUUUAGUCUUUGAAGGAAAUUACUGUUUGUGGACUCUAAAAAUGAAACUAAAUAUUUCUCAAGAACUAAUAUACAUGAAUACCAAUAUUUAACUUUUAUGUAUAUAAACGAUUUUUGCUCAUACCUCGGGGCUGCAAAAUAAUGAAUUUUAAAGGGCAAUCUUGGAAGUUCUUUUAAAGAUAUCAAAAUGUUUAGUGUCACUUGAUUCUUAAACCAAAAUCUCCUACUUCACAGAUAGCUGUUCAAUAAUUUAUAACUUUCAAUCAAAAAUUAGGAUAGUUUAAGUUUUAAAUAUCUUAAUAGGUCUUUUUUGUAAACAUUUUUCAAAACAAACUUUGCAUGUUGCAUGCCUAUGUGACUUAUUGAACCUCAUGCUUAGUUAAUUGCAAAUAGAAGAUUUUUCAUCAAAAUACCAAGUUCUGUGCAUAUUUCUUUAUAUAUUAUAGAGAGAGAAAUGCAUUGUUCACAACAUUAUUCUCAACUUUUUCUAUAUAUGCAAAAAAUGAUUCAGUUUUCAAGUAGAAAAAAAUUGAAAAUGGAAGUUUGCAAUAAUGUAGUACCUAAAGUAAAAAAAAAUGAUUUUUUGAUGUGUUAUUUCUGUAUUUUUAAUUUAUGGUUGUAUUUUAAGUACAGAAAUUAAAAAAAAAUGAUACUUGUGUAAAAUUAAAGUAUUGAAAUACGAUUUAUUGCAUAAAACUAGUGAAAUCUACAAACAAAAAUGGCUAUACUUUUAUUACAAUAUAAUUUUUCUACAAUUUUUAUUGUAAAAAUUAUACUACAUGUGUCGCUCCUCUUUUCCAUAUGGUGUAAGGAGAGAAAAUUAUAUAAAUGAUACAUUUUACAAAUUUUUUAACUUACUUUAUUUAAGUCAAUUAAUACUGCAAAACCUUAUUCAUGUGAAAAAGAUAAAAUUUUAAAUAUAGAGGAAAUCAUGAAAUUAUAAUCUUUGGAUAUUAUCUGCCAAAAAGAUGUCAGGGUUUUGCAGUCCAAGUAACAAUAUAUUAAAGAAUUGUAUAAUUUAAUAAAUAAAAUAACUAGAUAGAACAAAUAUCUAGCUUUUUUAUUUGACAACUUUGAAAAUAAACAUUUUAUAUUCUUAUUUAUAUAAGAAAUAUUUGGAAGCAACAUUUAUCUUUAUUUAAAAAAAAAAGUGAAAACGUUUUUGAAUGUCUCAUAUUUCACUAGUUCUUGAUAAAUAUUUAAUAAGGUUUUUUGUAUCACUUUGGUAGAUUAGAUUAUUUUUUAUUCACUUGAUGCUGUAUGUAUGCUACGAUUCAGUGACUAAACUUGAGUGAUUCCUUUCUAAUUUUCCAUUUUAUGUUUAGAUAAUUUAUCCUGUUUAAUAAUGAAUAGGUAAAAUUAAUAAUCAUGUUUCCAUUAAUUUUUACAGUAAAUAAAUGUG
Molecule: messenger RNA, 2293 nt
Organism: Psylliodes chrysocephalus
Lineage: Eukaryota; Metazoa; Arthropoda; Insecta; Coleoptera; Chrysomelidae
Source: the annotation of a GenBank genome assembly